Molecule: messenger RNA, 411 nt
Organism: Aspergillus terreus NIH2624
Lineage: Eukaryota; Fungi; Ascomycota; Eurotiomycetes; Eurotiales; Aspergillaceae
Product: putative eukaryotic translation initiation factor eIF1a-like protein
Exons: 2
Coding region: 1-411 (136 amino acids)
Biological process (GO): translational initiation
Cellular component (GO): nucleus
Molecular function (GO): translation initiation factor activity; RNA binding
Source: RefSeq, a predicted model, not a curated record
AUGGGACCUCCACGGCGCAAAGUGCUGGCUACAGCGGAAGAGACCCUCUUCCCCCCGGAUGAGCUGCAGCAGGGACAGCAGAUUGCCCGGGUGAUCAAGGCUGCUGGAAGCAACAACUAUGUUGUCGAACUGCCCUCGAAAGAAUCCGUCCUGGUGGAACUCCCGUCUCGCUUCCGUUCCACCAUCUGGAUGAAGCGUGGUUCCUACGUCGUGAUUGAUACCAACACCCUUCCAGACCGGGACAAUAAGCUCGCCGGCGAAAUCGUGAACAUUGUCCGCGACGAGAAAGCAUGGCGGAAAGCCCCGUUCUGGCCGAAGGAGUUUGUCAAGCAGGCCGCAGUGGUCUCAUCCGAUGAUGAGUCUGAUUCCAACGUUGGAAAGAUGCCUCCCUCAGACGAGUCAGAUGCGUGA